AUGUAUCCAAAUGAUAGACACCGUACAAUUAAAGGACGACGUAAUCAAAUACGAAUAUUAUCCAAUGCGAAUCUACAAGAAAUUUUUCCAAUUGAGGAUAAAUUAUGUCGAAGCCAUCUUGAAUCACAAACAUCAAAUAAUAACGAAUCUACUGGUAGUAAAUCCAAUGAUGAUAUGGAGGUUGAUCUAAACUAUGAACUACCUGCUCUAGAUGUUCAAUUUGAGGAUAUUCAACGUGCAUUAGACAAAUUACGUCGAUUAAUAUCCGAAUUGAAUGUUUCACCAUCAUGGUAUAUUAUUCGAAAUCAAUGUAUUGAUCAAUUAUCUGAAAGAGCUUUACAGUACCAUAAACAAAAAUAUAAUGAAGCCACAUCUACUUUUAAAGAAAUUUAUUGUGAAUCAGUUGUUCCUGGUCAGGAUACCGCACUAAGAUCCAUGAUAACCGAUUCAUCUGAGAGUACUGAUUCAGAUGGUGAUGAUAAAAUUCCUGCACAUCUUAAAGUAUUAUAUGAUGCAUAUAAAUUUUCAAAAGAUGAGUUAGCUAAAGUCUUCGAAUGUACUAAACAUAAAAUUGAUUUAGCACGAGCUUAUCGACAGAAUUAUCAACCAUGUGGAACGAAACCAUUAUUAGUAAUAACACGUAAUCGUUUAAAUCCUAUUAAAGUUGAACAUUUUUUAGAUUUUCUUUUUUGCAAUAAUUUAUUGCAAGAUGUUGUAUGGGAUGAGCAAAUUACAAUAUGA
Molecule: messenger RNA, 741 nt
Organism: Didymodactylos carnosus
Lineage: Eukaryota; Metazoa; Rotifera; Eurotatoria; Philodinida; Philodinidae
Source: the annotation of a GenBank genome assembly